GGCAUAUACGUACGUAUAUGAUGCAGAACUCCCAUGUCCCAAAGUUCGGCAACUGGGAAAACGAGGACAUACCAUACACAGCCUACUUUGAAAACGCGCGCAAGGACAAACCCGUCGGCAACGUUAAGAUCAACCCAAACGACCCUGAGGAGAAUCCAGAGGCCUUCAUGAUGAUGAUGAUGAUGCAGAGAAGGGGAUCAUCGCGUUCUCAAGAAGGCAACAUUUCCUCUCAUCAUAAUCCCGAUUCAUCCGUCCUUCCGACGGCGGCAGUGCAGCCUCCUCGCCGCCUCAUGAAGAGUGCUAGUGCCGAAAAAUCGCGCCACGCCGAGCACCGCGCACAUCACAGAAACGGUAUUGCUGAUACCAACACUAAUUAUAGCAGUACUAAUACUACUCUCGGCAAUAAUCACAAGAGCCCCGCGUCGGAAUCUGGUAGCGAUCAAAAGACCAGUUCCGAUAAUUCGCUCUUGAAUCGUCCUAAUCAAGGGCGUUAUGUAAGAUCUGAUGAUUAUAAGAAGAAGACGAGUACUACUUCUUCGGGUCGAGGGAGUGAUAGUUCUAGCUCGGCUUCAGAACAAGGGCACCAUAGAAGACAGAGAAGUAGCAGUACUAAUCACUCUUCUGAUCACCAACAACAUGUGAGUAAUUUCUAGCUGUAAGGACGUUAAUUUGUUUUUUCUGUACG
Messenger RNA from Morus notabilis, 685 nucleotides. RefSeq names its product NOI-like protein. The transcript is spliced from 2 exons. The record is from RefSeq and is a predicted model, not a curated record. NCBI's taxonomy places the organism in Eukaryota, Viridiplantae, Streptophyta, Magnoliopsida, Rosales, Moraceae. Bases 18 to 653 code for a protein of 211 amino acids.